GUGUGCCCGGAGAGGCCGAGCAGCCCGCACCCGACCUGCUGGAGGUGGAAGUGGGCAGCACCGCCCUCCUGCAGUGUGGCCUCUCGCACGCACCCACCAACCUCAGCCAUGUGGACUGGUUCUCUGUCCACAAGGGCAAAUCAACGCUCAUCUUCCGUGUGCGCCAAGGCCAGGGCCAGAGCGAACCUGGGGAGUACCAGCACCGGCUCAGCCUCCAGGGCAAGGGACCCACUCUGGCCCUGACUCAGGUCACGCCCCAUGACGAGCGUGUCUUCCUGUGCCAGGGCAAGCGCCCUCGGUCCCAGGAGCAUCGCAUCCAGCUCCGUGUCUACAAAGCUCCGGAGGAGCCCACCAUCCAGGCCAACGCCGUGGGCAUCCCGGUGAACAGUGAGGAGCCCGAAGAGGUUGCUACCUGUGUGGGGAGGAACGGGUACCCCAUUCCUCAAGUCAUCUGGUACAAGAACGGCCGGCAGCUGAAGGAGGAGAAGAACCGGGUGCACAUUCAGUCGUCCCAGAUUGUGGAGUCCAGUGGCCUGUACACCUUGCAGAGCGUCUUGAAGGCGCAGCUGGUGAAGGAGGACAAGGACGCCCAGUUCUACUGUGAGCUCAGCUACCGGCUGCCCAGCGGGAACCACAUGAAGGAGUCUAGAGAAGUCACCGUCCAUGUUUUCUACCCGGCCGAAAAAGUGUGGUUGGAAGUGGAGCCCGUGGGGACACUGAAGGAGGGCGACCACGUGGAAAUCCGGUGUCUGGCAGAUGGCAACCCCCCACCCCACUUCAGCAUCAGCAAGCAGAACCCCAGCACCAGAGAGAUGGAGGAGCAGACGACCAACGACAACGGCGUCCUGGUCUUGGAGCCUGCGCGGAAGGAGCACAGCGGGAUCUAUGAGUGUCAAGGCCUGGACUUGGAAGCCAUGGUAUCGCUGUCGAGUGACCCGCAGGAGCUGCUAGUGAACUACGUGUCCGACGUCCGGGUGAGUCCUGCAACCCCCGAGAGCCAGGAGGGCAGCAGCCUCACCCUGACCUGCGAGGCAGAGAGUAACCAGGCCCUGGAGUUCCAGUGGCUGAGAGAAAAGACAGGCCAGGAGCUGGGAAGGGGGCCUAUGCUCCAGCUGCACGACCUGACACGGGAAGCAGGGGGAGGCUACCGCUGUGUGGCGUCUGUGCCCAGCGUGCCUGGCCUGAACCGCACACGGCUGGUCAAUGUGGCUGUUUUUGGGUCCCCGUGGAUGGCGUGGAAGGAGAGGAAGGUGCAGGUGGAAGAGAAUGCCGUGUUCAACCUGUCGUGUGAAGCGUCGGGGCACCCUCGGCCCACCAUCUCCUGGAACGUCAAUGGCACGGCAAGUGAGCAAGACCGAGGUCCACAGAGUGUCCUGAGCAGCCUGAAUGUCCUUGUGACCCCAGAGCUGCUGGAGACAGGCGUUAAGUGCACGGCCUCCAAUGCCCUGGGCAAGAACACCACCGUCAUCUUCCUUGAGCGGGUCCGUUUAACCACCCUCACACCUGACUCCAAGACCACUGGCCCCAGCACCUCCACUGUCAGUCCUCAUCCCAGAGCCAACAGCACCUCCACAGAGAGGAAGCUGCCUGAGUCGGAGAGCCAGGGCGUGGCCAUCGUGGCUGUGAUCGUCUGUAUCCUGGUGUUGGCCGUGCUGGGCGCCGUCCUCUACUUCUUCUACAAGAAGGGCAAGCUGCCGUGCGGGCGCUCGGGCAAGCAAGAGAUCACGCUGCCCCCGUCUCGUAAGAGCGAAUUUGUAGUAGAAGUUAAGUCAGAUAAGCUCCCAGAAGAGAUGGGCCUCCUACAGGGCGGCAGCGGUGACAAGAGGGCUCCAGGAGACCAGGGAGAGAAAUACAUCGAUCUGAGGCAUUAGCCUCUGGGUCACCACUGGCCCCCUCGCUGCCUGGGAUGGUCCUGGCUCCCUGCUCUCUUCUCCCCAGCCAGUCAGUCUCCAAGGGGACAACUGAAAAGCCCCUGCUCCAGUGCACCUGCAGACCCUCCUCACAGGGCCAAGGGGCUGGGACCAGGGCUGUCUGGAGUCGGACCUUGCUUGGCCCUGGAAGCCUUCUUGCUGGGACCAGGCACCCAUCUCCAUCUGCCCAGUGAAACUUACCCUAAGGAGAGGUGCCAGUCUCCCAGAGGGGGACAAGUUCUGUCCCCUUCCUGUGUGGCUGUCAAUACCUGUCUUCUGCUGGCAGCUGGGUUGGGAGCCUCCACACUGGGACUGGAGGUGCACAAGGAGCCCAGCACUUGACCUGUGCCACUGCAGGCUCUCACCGCCCUAGAGAGCAGCCAGUGGCACCUUGAAGCAGCUGAGUGCUGCUGCUGCCAUCUUCCUGCCCACUUCUUAGGGUCCCUUUCAUGCCACUUUUUUUGGGCAGAAGCCAGGAACUGGUGUCUUUCCUUGAAGGACACAUCCCAGCAGUGAGGAGGCUGGGCACCGUUUUCGAGUUAAGGCCCACUGCCCUCUCAAGGGGUCAUGGAAGAUGGAGAGGUGGGGGGCGGGCGACAAAGACGACAGCCAGAUUGUCCUUCCUGGGGUGUAAGGCUGCAGUUCUGUUAGCGCCAGACUGCUAUAACCUGAGCUAGCGGGCCCAAACCUCAGGGGGAGGCCCCAAUGGGAGGACGGUACCUGAAGAUGAGAAUGAGAAAAGGGCCUGGCAAGAGCUUUGGAGUGGUGUGUGUCUGUGUGCGUGUACAUAUCUGUAUAUGGUUUUGCUGUGUGUAAAUUUGCAAAAUUUUCCUUUUUAUAUAUAUAUAUAUAUAUAUGAAAAAUAAAGCUUAAAUUGUC
Tupaia belangeri chinensis (Chinese tree shrew) is the source of this 2789-nucleotide messenger RNA. It is a transcript of the gene MCAM, whose product is annotated as melanoma cell adhesion molecule. Gene Ontology annotation, cellular component: plasma membrane. Gene Ontology annotation, molecular function: laminin receptor activity. NCBI's taxonomy places the organism in Eukaryota, Metazoa, Chordata, Mammalia, Scandentia, Tupaiidae. The record is from RefSeq and is a predicted model, not a curated record.